Molecule: messenger RNA, 668 nt
Organism: Guillardia theta CCMP2712
Lineage: Eukaryota; Cryptophyceae; Pyrenomonadales; Geminigeraceae
Exons: 4
Coding region: 43-582 (179 amino acids)
Cellular component (GO): cytoplasm; membrane
Source: RefSeq, a predicted model, not a curated record
AAAUACCUCGAACUCUUGGACAAGAACCCGCUGGCGACGCGCAUGGCCACGGGGUUUGUGAUUGGUCUCUUUGGUGAUAUCAUCUCUCAGAUUACAGCCGGGAUUCAAUUCUCAGAGCUCGACAUCAAGAGGCUUCUUGUUUUCUCGAGCUGGGGUGGUUUUGGGUUCACUCCAAUUGCGUACAAGUGGUAUAACAUCAUCGAAGCCACGAUCCCUGCUACCAUUGCGAUGCGAGGUGUCUGGAAGAUGGCGAUGGAUCAGAUUCUCUUCCCUCCUGUCAUCACGGCCUUCACUUUCUUCAUGUUGACCAUGAUCGAAGGAGUUCUGUCUGGUUUCAGUCUCACCCUCAACAAGGGGUUGCAGCAAACUGCAGUCGUCCAGCAAUCUCUGUCUCAGCUCGUCGACAAGGCAGUUGCAAAAGUGAAGCAUGAUCUUGUCCCGACAUUGAUCACAAACUACAAAGUGUGGCCGGCUGUUCAAAUCCUCAACUUCUCGAUUGUUCCUGUCAAGUUGCAGGUUCUCUUCGUCAACUGUGUGGCAGUCUGGUGGAACUUCGUUCUUUCGAUGACUCAGCACUCCUAAAAGUUCACAGCGUGAACCCUGAUAUUUAGAUACAUGGGCUAGAUUGCAUAAGGCUGAAUGUACAACAAAAUCUUUGCGCUUGAACG